Lampris incognitus (smalleye Pacific opah) is the source of this 2917-nucleotide messenger RNA. It is a transcript of the gene med25, whose product is annotated as mediator complex subunit 25. Gene Ontology annotation, biological process: positive regulation of transcription by RNA polymerase II. NCBI's taxonomy places the organism in Eukaryota, Metazoa, Chordata, Actinopteri, Lampriformes, Lampridae. The record is from RefSeq and is a predicted model, not a curated record. Gene Ontology annotation, cellular component: mediator complex; transcription regulator complex. The transcript has 20 exons. Bases 134 to 2404 code for a protein of 756 amino acids.
CCCGCACUCCGUGCAGCACCCUAACCUACCGCAAAUGGCUUUGCUGUCUGCAGCUAACGUUAGCUGGCUUUACGUUCGUUCACUUUAACCAGUUACGCGAUUCAUCUGGUGACGGCUAUAUAUUAUCAGAUCCAUGGGUUCGGCUCUCAUGGAGCCGUCCAGUAAGCCUGGGGCCAACCAGGUGGCAGAUGUGGUGUUUGUGAUCGAAGGGACAGCCAACCUUGGCCCCUACUUUGAAGCUCUUCGAAAAAAUUACAUACUGCCUGCUAUUGAAUACUUCAAUGGAGGGCCACCAGCAGAGACAGACUUUGGAGGAGAUUAUGGAGGUACACAGUACGGUCUGGUGGUGUUCAACACAGUGGACUGUGUUCCCGAGUCAUACGUCCAGUGCCAUGCACCAACCAGCUCUGCCUUCGAGUUCGUUUCUUGGAUCGAUAGCAUCCAGUUCAUGGGUGGUGGAGCAGAGAGUUGUAGUCUGAUUGCUGAGGGACUUGCCGUGGCCCUGCAGCUCUUUGAUGACUUUAAGAAGAUGAGGGAGCAGAUUGGUCAGACUCACAAGGUGUGUGUGCUGCUAUGUAACUCUCCUCCAUACCUGCUGCCCGCUGUGGAGAGUGUCAGCUACACAGGCUGCACAGCAGACAACUUGGUUAAGAUCAUAAGAGAUAGAGGAAUCCACUUCUCUGUUGUGGCUCCACGGAAACUACCAGCUUUAAGGGCUUUGUAUGAGCGGGCAUCACCAGUUGGGGGGGCAGUUGAACCACAUUCAGACUACAGCCAAGACCCCUUCCAUAUGGUCUUAGUCAGAGGCAUUGCACUUCCAGCUUCUUCAGGUGGAGGACCAGGGCCUCUCAAACCUGUCUUACCCCCUCAGCCGCUGCCGGUCAGCCAGCCUCUUGGGGCAGCUUCACAGGCUCCUGCACCCAUUAGCACAGCCCAUCCUUAUCAGAAUCAACCCUCAAUGACUGCUGCUCAGGCAGCUGCACAGAUGGCCGUGGAGGCAGCCAACAAUCAGAAGAGUCGCUUCCCAGGAAUGGUCAGCCAAGGUCCGUCGUUCAGUGGCCAGCCAACUCUUUCAUCCGUGGCAGGAGUGAAGUUGGCCCCAUCUGGCCAGCCCAGCCUAUCAACAGUCACGACGACAUCGCCCAUGAUGCCACAGCAACAAGUCCCUCCCAAUCAAUCACAGCAGCAAGUCCCACCCCCAGGACAGCCAACACCCAACCAACAGCAACAGGCACCCCCCCAACAGCUGCCCACGGCAAAUCAACAGACACCACCUUCAGCACAGCCUGGCAUGCCAGGUGUGUCUGGAGCUCAGGGCAAUGCCAAUCCAAUUGGGCAGCAGCAAGGAGUGGCUAAUAAGGUUGUAGCAUGGAGUGGAGUUCUGGAGUGGCAAGAGAAGCCCAAGGCCUCGUCCAUGGACUCCGGCACAAAACUCACUCGCUCGCUUCCAUGUCAGGUGCAAGUUAACCAAGGAGAAAAUCUAAACACAGACCAGUGGCCACAAAAGCUCAUCAUGCAGCUAAUUCCACAACAACUGCUGACAACUCUAGGUCACCUGUUCAGAAACUCCCGAAUGGUUCAGUUUCUCUUCACCAACAAAGACAUGGAGUCGUUGAAGGGUCUAUAUCGUAUCAUGGCCAAUGGUUUUGCCGGCUGUGUCCACUUCCCUCACACUACCUCACCCUGUGAAGUGAGGGUGCUAAUGUUGCUCUACUCCUCCAAGAAGAGAAUAUUCAUGGGCCUUAUCCCAAACGACCAAAGUGGCUUUGUCAACGGCAUCCGACAGGUCAUCACAAACCACAAGCAGGUCCAGCAGCAUCGAGCGUUGGGUGGGGCAGGAGGCCCUAUGCCAACUGGUCAAGUACCACCCAACCAGAAUUUCCUCAACAGGCCCGCUGGCCCAAUUCCUGUCUCCCAUGGCAAUGUCCCGCAGCAGUCUGUGGUGGUGGGCAUGCCCCCUGUUAGUCAGGUCACUAUGAUGGAGGAGCAGCAGAGACAAACCAACCUGAUGACCAUGAGGGCGACUGGCCCAGCUAACCAGCAGCCACCAGUCACCGGUGCGCCACCCAACCAAGUCGCUCAGGGUGGACAGGCACCCCCUCAGAGUCCCAUGCUCCGCCUGCCAAACCCGGGAGCCAAUCCACAACUGCGCAGUCUUCUCCUCAGCCAACAGCAGCCACAGGGUGGUGUGUCUCACAUGCCUGGAAUGAUGCCCCACCAGGGUUUAGGGCAGCAGCUCGUCCACCCAACACCAGGAGGGGGGGCUCAAAUGCAGGGCCAGUGGAGGCAGCCUCUGGCAGGUCAGAUGCUGAUGGCUGCAGGUCAGAGAGGGGCUGUGGCCCAGCCGGGGAUGCCCCAGGUGUCUAGCGUCAUGGAAGACGAGAUUCUCAUGGACCUUAUCUGAAUACUGGACUCUGGAAAUUCCUGCAUCUUUCAUCGCACAGCAUCUUUUUUUAUGUCGCAUCGUGGCAGGUUUUGACCAGUCUGAACAAAAAUGCUGUCAUUUCUGUUUGCUGUAUUGUUUCACGUGGUCAACAGAAAAACCUAUCAUGAGGUUUUUGUUGUUGUUGUUGUUUUGUUUUGUUUUUUGUUUUUUUACUGGCAUUAGCUGUUGAAGUGAAUUAGUGGGAGACAACAUAAGGAUUAGUUUUCUUUUGUAAAUAGUUAAAUCAACGCUCACACCCUGACCCAUAUUGCGCACUAAUCCAGCAUGUUACACACACACACACGAUGAGGCUGACCAAAUGGAUGAAAAGAGUCAAUUGAAUUGUUGGGCUUCUCACAACUCGCUUCUUGAUACGUGCUUUUAAUUUUUUUUCCCUCUGAAGUAUAAUUUUUUUUGGGGGGGGAUUAUUUUCUGUUUUUAUUAUUAUAGAUAAGGUUGUUUUUAUUGAGAUUAAAUAAAUAUUAAUUUUGU